AUGACUGGAGCAAGACUGAACGGUGAUGGAGCUUCUUAUACAGAGCAGGUGAUCCUAAGCGCACUGAUCAUCACCAUUAACCUGGUUGGGAUGGCAGGAAACGUGGCUGUGCUCUGGUUCUUGGGCUUCCGCGUGCGCAGAAACGCCUUCACUGUCUACGUCCUCAACCUGGCCGGGGCAGACUUCCUCUUGCUCAGCUUCCCCCUCAUACUCUCACUGAUUUUUGCCAUCCUAUCUUCCCGUGGUUCCACGUACCCCUUCUAUUUACCAGCCUUGCUAUUGUCUAUGAUGUACUUCCCCUACAACGCGGGCCUGAGCAUGCUCAGUGCCAUCAGCACCGAGCGCUGCCUGUCUGUCCUGUGGCCCAUCUGGUACCGCUGCCACCGCCCCAGACACCUGUCAGCUGUCAUAUGUGCCCUGCUCUGGGCCCUGUCUCUGGUACUGAGCAUUUUGGUAUGGAAAUACUGUUUACCUGGGCAUGAAUAUUAUUGUGUGAAAAUUCACUGCACCAUGGCCUCCUGGCUGAUUUUCUUACUUGUGGUUCUCUUGGAGUCCAGCCUGGCUCUGCUGCUCAAGAUCCUCUGUGGCUCUCACCGGGUACCGCUGACCAGGCUGUAUGUGACCAUCCUGCUCACAGUGCUGGUCUUCCUGCUCUGCGGCCUGCCCUACGGCUUCUUCAUGUUCCUCUUAGUCAGGGUUGAGAGUUUUAAUUAUAAAUACUUCAGCCGCACGUACCUGGUUAUGACUCUUCUCUCCAGUGUUAACAGCUGCGCCAACCCCAUCAUUUACUUCUUCGUGGGCUCCUUUCGGCAGCGGCAGAGGCAGCCCCUCACAGAGGUUCUCCAGAGGGCUCUGCAGGGCAGUCCUGAGGACCAGGAAUGA
Messenger RNA from Lepus europaeus (European hare), 882 nucleotides. RefSeq names its product mas-related G-protein coupled receptor member X1-like. Lineage: Eukaryota; Metazoa; Chordata; Mammalia; Lagomorpha; Leporidae. Gene Ontology annotation, cellular component: membrane. The record is from RefSeq and is a predicted model, not a curated record. Gene Ontology annotation, biological process: G protein-coupled receptor signaling pathway. The coding region runs from base 1 to 882 and encodes 293 amino acids. Gene Ontology annotation, molecular function: G protein-coupled receptor activity. The transcript has a single exon.